Messenger RNA from Colletotrichum abscissum, 1068 nucleotides. RefSeq lists its product as uncharacterized. The transcript has a single exon. NCBI's taxonomy places the organism in Eukaryota, Fungi, Ascomycota, Sordariomycetes, Glomerellales, Glomerellaceae. The record is from RefSeq and is a predicted model, not a curated record. The coding region runs from base 1 to 1068 and encodes 355 amino acids. Gene Ontology annotation, molecular function: methyltransferase activity.
AUGGCGGAACCGACUCCAACUCCUGCCGCUUCGACUCCGGCUAGCCCCCAAAUUGAAGCCGUCGCUGAGCCCGAGCCCGAGCCCGAGCCCGAGCGGCCCGCUCCCGAAGUGGAGGUAGAAGUCGAUCGGGAAGAAAAUGACUCGUCUUGGGGCGAUGAUGAAGCUUCUCGCGCCAGCACCUCUCUCAAGUCAGUCACGUCAACAUACGAAUGGAAGCAUGGUCGCCGGUACCAUGGCUAUCAAUCCGGUUCCUACAAUUUCCCCAAUGACGAGGAGGAACAGGACCGGCUUGAUAUGAUUCAUCAUGUCUUCUUCAGAUUGAUGAAUGAUCGCCUGUACCUUGCGCCCAUCAAAACAGAGGGGCUGAAGGUUCUUGAUAUCGGCACCGGCACGGGUAUCUGGCCUAUUCAGUUUGGUGACGAGCACCCCGAGGCCGAAGUGAUUGUCGGGAACGACCUCAGCCCCAUCCAGCCACAAUGGGUGCCGCCGAAUGUCAAGUUCAUCAUCGACGACGUUGAGCUAGACUGGGCGGAGCCCGAGCAAUACGACUACAUCCACUGUCGUUACAUGGCAGGUUCCAUCAAGGACUGGCCUCGGCUGGUGAACCAAAUCUACGAGAACCUGAAACCUGGCGGCUGGGUCGAAUUCCAGGAAUCUGCAAACACUCUGUACUCCGAAGAUGGCUCACUUAAGCCUGACAAUGCCAUGGUACAGAUGAUGGACGGACUCAUGGAGGCCUGUGAGAAGAUUGGGAGAACAAUGGACCCAGCACCAUCCUUUAAGCGCUGGACUGAAGAGGCUGGUUUCCAGAAGGUGGGCGAGCAAAGAUUCAAGCUGCCCAUCGGCAGCUGGCCGAGAGACGCCAGAUUGAAGGAGGUCGGCACGCUUAUGGGAGUUAAUUUCCUGGAAGGGGUAGAGGCAUUUACUGCCGCGCUGUUCAAGGACGUUUUGGGAUGGUCUCCAGAGGAGGUCACUGUCCUCAAUGCUGGGGUUCGAGCGGCGGUAAGAAAGAGAGACGUUCACCCCAUCUUCGACUUCAUUGUCGUCACUGGCCAGAAGCCUUUAUAA